UUUUCAGUCGCUUUAGACUUUCCAGCUCAGUACUGCUGUAGCUUUGCUGCAAUUGAAUCGCUACGGAGAUGGCCCCUCUUGCCCCAACGGUUACCUUGAACAAUGGCCUAAAAAUGCCAGUUAUUGGACUCGGUACUUGGCUGUCACGUGACGGAGAAGGUUUGGAGGCAAUCAAGACUGCCAUCGAUGCCGGGUAUCGACACUUCGACACCGCAUGUUUGUACCAAAACGAGAAGGAAGUGGGUCAGGCAAUUCGUGAAAAAAUCGCCGAAGGUGUUGUGAAACGUGCAGACGUUUUUGUCACCACAAAGCUUUGGAACACCCACCAUGACCCUGAUAAGGUGGAAGGGGCCUUCAACCGAUCGCUCGAAAAACUAGGUCUUGACUACAUCGAUUUGUACUUGAUGCAUACACCUAUGGGUUACAAGUUUGAGUCUUGGGAACCGGAGGAUCCAGACGCUGAUACGGUUCCGGAGUUUACUACCGUGGACUUUGUGGACACUUGGCGAGCCAUGGAGAAACUCUUGGACACCGGAAAGGUCAAAAGUAUCGGUGUGUCUAACUUCAACAGCGAACAGGUUGCUCGAAUCGUAAAUGAGUGCAAAGUUGUUCCGGUUACCAAUCAGGUCGAGUGUAACCCAGCUUUGAACCAGCGUCGGUUGACUGAGUUUUGUAGGAAACUGAAUUUCGAUUCUAGUCGUGCAUCCGUUCGGAACAACAUCCGCAGCAGCUCAGUGCAACCACAGGCCGACAAGUGA
Messenger RNA from Uranotaenia lowii, 758 nucleotides. RefSeq names its product aldo-keto reductase family 1 member B1-like. Gene Ontology annotation, molecular function: aldose reductase (NADPH) activity. NCBI's taxonomy places the organism in Eukaryota, Metazoa, Arthropoda, Insecta, Diptera, Culicidae. Bases 69 to 758 code for a protein of 229 amino acids. The transcript has 4 exons. Gene Ontology annotation, cellular component: cytosol. The record is from RefSeq and is a predicted model, not a curated record.